AUGCCGGUGUUCAGUCUUAAUUUGCUGGCAUGUACAGAGGCAGCAACAAUCUAUUUCUUCGUGUCUACGAGUUUCAUUUUACUGUCUAUAUUCGGAGUUGCCAUUAGCACGUUACCUGAAUUCCGAGUAAAGGAGGCUCCACCUGAGGCAGUACCCACGGCUUCUCCUCCCCCUGACUACUGCAAGCUUCUGUACGACAAACUCACAUCCUCAAAAAGUUUGGCAGCAAGUCUGAACAAGUCUAUUGAACGCGAUGGUUCGGAUUUUAUGACUAGUAUUUUCCCAGAAUCCGUGCACAAGAAGAUCCCCUCUUUGCAGCAGACAAUUGACCAAGGAACGACCUUGUUCUUCUACAUAGAAAUCGCCACCACAAUUUUCUUCACCGCUGAGCAGGUGAUGCGAAUUCUUACCUGCCCUGCAUUACUUGCGUACACGUAUGGCUUGAUGAAUAUUAUUGAAAUUCUGCUUCUUUUGGCCAGCUAUUGCCGUUUCGUUCUCCACUUCUUGGAAAUAGAUUAUAAUGGAACCGCUUGGUCCUUAUUAUUGUACGUUCAAAUGUUUCGUGUUCUCAGAAUUGUCCGAGUUAUGCGUCACGUGCUUGCCUUUAAAGUCCUGAACUACUCAGUCAAGGUUGGAAAGAAGGACCUCUGUAUCAUUAUCAUGUACAUUUUCAUCGGUCUGAUGAUUUUCUCUAACCUUGUUUUCUUUUUUGAGCUAUCAGAAGAUUUUCGAAGCAUACCGGACGCCUGGUGGUGGACAUUGAUCACCAUGACAACGGUGGGAUACGGUGAUAUGAUUCCAAAGACAAUAGCGGGGAAAUUGUUGGGUUGUGUUUGUGCUGUAUCAGGGGUUAUCAUGCUGUCGCUGGUGAUACCCAUUUUUGUGAAUACAUUUUUAUUCUUAUACCAGUUCGCAGAACUUGAAUCCGUGACCAUUCCAGCCCCAAAGAAACCAAGCGAACUCAAACGAAAAGUUACUUCCGAUGACACAGAGGUAACGUACUCUUCAGAAUGAUCUUAAAAGGCCGCGGAGCAAAGCAAAGUAAAGCACUUUUUUCAUGAUUCAUGAUCAUCGAGGAACGUUAAUCAUGUUUUUAAUGUAUAUGCUUACGUGAUUUUUGACUCAUAUAGUUUC
Messenger RNA from Saccostrea cuccullata (small rock oyster), 1134 nucleotides. RefSeq names its product potassium voltage-gated channel subfamily A member 3-like. Bases 1 to 1014 code for a protein of 337 amino acids. The record is from RefSeq and is a predicted model, not a curated record. The transcript is spliced from 2 exons. NCBI's taxonomy places the organism in Eukaryota, Metazoa, Mollusca, Bivalvia, Ostreida, Ostreidae. Gene Ontology annotation, molecular function: voltage-gated potassium channel activity. Gene Ontology annotation, cellular component: voltage-gated potassium channel complex; membrane. Gene Ontology annotation, biological process: potassium ion transmembrane transport.